CGGAACCCCAUUAUCUUUCUUUGUCCUGACCUGGCAAAAUCACCCCGUUUUGUUCGUGUGUUUGGUUCAUCCGCCUUUCCCACAAAUGAGAUGAACACAUCACCGGCCCGUCGAGAAUCAAACGCCCUAUAUACCGCCUCUCUUUUCAUUUUGAUUGCAUUAACGGCUCUAUGUCUAGCCGUAUCAGCUGCUGAUGUCAUUAUCCAAGCAUUAGCCGACAAGAAUCAAUAUGGACAACAUGACUAUCGCAAUCUUUUUGUCGUCGGAGGCAGCUACGUUUUGCUUGGGUUAUUAGCAUUCAUUUUUUCAUGUAGUCGACUAUUCACUGUUCGAAGGUCUCUUGCGGAUAUCCCAAAAUUGCAUAUCCCGAUCAGCGAGUAUGACUUGCCAAAGAAAGUUCAUAAAAGGAUACAAGAAGGUUUUACAGAUAUUCGGCACAUUCGGAGCUUAGCAGAGCCUAAGCCAGAAGACGUUGGUCAGCUGGGGUGGGCUAAGCCUGGAUCAGAGUUUGAGGGUGUCAAUUUUAAACGAGCCAUUACAAGAACUUCAGGAAUCAUCGAAAAAGCCGCAAUUGAAAUGGAUCAAGACUUUGUCCGUCCUGCUUAUAUUCCCUUUCGUCAGUAUGUCGAAUUUCUGUCACAGCACAUCAAGGUUGAUCGUUCAAUUGUAGAUGUCUAUCUUGAUGGAUACGAACGGGCACGCUUUAGUCAAGAUGAAUUUACGGAAGCAGAAUAUCUUGGCAUUAUGGGCCACCUCGCUAUCAUUCUUCGAAGCAUGGGAUACCUCACGGACAAUGAUGCGGUGAUUGAGGAGAGUAUUGGUAGCAGAGCAGCUAGUUCACGCAUUUAUGCCUCUAGUGGAUCAUCUAUGGCGGACUCUGAGGUCAAAAUUCGAGGUGGUUACAUCGUUCAAGACGGGUCAGACAGUGGUCUAUCUGAUAAUGCUGAAAAACAUAGUAUUCUUUCUUGGGAGAGCGCACGAAGGAUGAAUUGAGUGAUGGUGGAUUAAACAUCGUCAUUCUCAUAUUGAUAUACCCGCAUGCACAUGCCACUGGAACGAAAUCUGUGGACAAAUCCAAAGAGUGCCAUGCUUAGUUUCCAUGACACUCUGUAGACUUUCUCCAACUUCUGGAAGGCAGCGCCUACAAAGAGUAGUUGAAGGAACCUCAUUUUGAUAUAUUUCUGUAGAUGAAAGAUGAUCCCCUAUUGCUGCAUCUUAUUAUUAUAUAACCACUUUCGUAAUAUACUUUUGAAACAAUGAAUUUUUUCAAAGCAAG
Umbelopsis ramanniana AG is the source of this 1276-nucleotide messenger RNA. RefSeq lists its product as uncharacterized. Bases 91 to 993 code for a protein of 300 amino acids. The record is from RefSeq and is a predicted model, not a curated record. NCBI's taxonomy places the organism in Eukaryota, Fungi, Mucoromycota, Umbelopsidomycetes, Umbelopsidales, Umbelopsidaceae. The transcript has 4 exons.